Mytilus californianus (California mussel) is the source of this 4144-nucleotide messenger RNA. RefSeq lists its product as uncharacterized. Gene Ontology annotation, biological process: proteolysis. The transcript is spliced from 12 exons. Gene Ontology annotation, molecular function: serine-type endopeptidase activity. The record is from RefSeq and is a predicted model, not a curated record. Lineage: Eukaryota; Metazoa; Mollusca; Bivalvia; Mytilida; Mytilidae. Bases 186 to 1982 code for a protein of 598 amino acids.
AACAUGGUUCAUAUAUGGCCGCGGGACAACAACAUUUAGCGUUGUUAACUUCCCCGUAAUCCAUUAUUUUCCAUGUAUUAUCAAUUAAAGACCAGGCCAGAACACUAAAAAAAAGUUUGGAUGUUAUGUUCCUAAAUAACCUCCAUAUUAGUUAUGGAGGAAGGAGACUCUAGUGGCAUCUGAUCAUGGGACUUAUCUUCCAUGCGUUCAUUCUAAUGCAGAUUUGUGUACGGAUACAUUCGUUCCCAUUCUCUAAGGGUUUUCACAAGCAGAACGAAGAUACCUCCUGUCAGAAACCUCUCGGGUUGACAUAUUUAUCAAAGCGCCACUUAGUAAGAUAUGUUGUCAGUGCCACCGAAGGUAAUGCCACCAACACCAGACUACAUAGUCCCACAUCCUGGUAUGCCACAGGACUAGGUAGCUCCACAUUUGUACAGGUUUCUAUGUUGGAACCAAUACUUGUCUCAGGAUUGUCCAUCCAAGGAGAUUUGAAACAUUCCCUUUGGGUUACCUCCCUUUACGUAACUUACAGUUUAGAUUGUGAUAUAUUUAUUCCCUUCACUGAUGACCAGUAUAUGAUAUUUCCUGGAAAUGUUGAUGGAAAUUCCCUGUCAGUGAUAUUUUUUGACCGCGUGUUUACUGCAAAAUGUAUUAGGGUCAUACCAGUCACACGUCAUGGCGAAACAACAGCUAUGCAAAUGGAAGUCUAUGGGUGUGUUGCCAGAACUUGUGCUGAACCACUACAUCCAUUAUGGUAUAUAAAUCGUAGGACAGGUGAAUUUGAGACCAAAUUCCAAUCAGAACAGAUCGUCAUGGCAUUAUCUAUACUUCCGGGUGUUGUAAAUGACCACGGAUACAUCAUAUCAUACAGCCGAACAUGUACAGAUUAUAAACUAAUCGCAGAAAAUGGCAGACCAAAAAUAUUCCAUUCAUUUUAUGGUCAUGAGAUUGUGGUAGAUCUCAGUUUACAUCCUGUCAGAGCAAUGUGUCUACGAAUCAGUGCAGGGAACAGAAACGUUACUGAUACAACGGGUUUUCAUGUCUACCUCAGUGGAUGUCGCAUAUUUCAUAGAGAUGAACCACUAGACAGAUGUGGAACAUCUCGCUAUCACCACGAUAUUCGACAGAAACGUGUAAUUGGAGGAAUCCAUUCUGUACCGGGUGAGUGGCCAUGGUUGGUGUCGCUACAUUUCCUAGGAUUUCAUUCCUUUUCAAACAAGUCUGGAUAUCCACAUCUGUGUGGGGCCUCUCUGAUUCACCCAGAAUGGGUCUUGUCAGCAGCACAUUGUUUUGAUGAACGUGUAGCACCUGGUUCGUCUAGUCCUCUUAACUGGCAGGUGGUAGUCGGAGAACACAGCCAGACCGGAUAUGACGGAACAGAACAGAUCAUACAGAUCGAUUACAUUAUCAAGCAUAACACAUUUAGCAUAGACGUGGACAAGCCAAUCUUACAAGAUAUUGCUUUGUUGAAACUAAAAUCCCCUGCAAUAAUGACUGACUAUGUGAACAUUGUGUGCCUAGAUGCGUAUGAUUCCUUUCCACCAGGAACACCUUGUGUAGCAGCAGGAUGGGGACAGAAUACUGUUGUUGGCAAAGGGGUCAAGCUCCCACUUCAUGCAAGAAUUCCAAUUUUACCACCUGACGAAUGUCAUCGCAGAUACAACUCACUUCCAGAUGGUCAUAUGGCUAAGUCUGCAGUGUCUAUAGAAACAUCUGUUAUUUGUGCCACUGCAGACGGCGAUGGAAACGAUUCCUGUUGGGGGGAUUCAGGAGGACCAUUAGUCUGUAGGUCGGGAGACCAGUGGGUACAAGUUGGCAUUGUAUCAUUUGGAUAUGACUGUGGUAAUUCUCAGUAUCCAGGUAUCUACACAAAGAUACAUCAUUAUAUCGACUGGAUAACAAGGACAAUUCGUGAUCACUCGGACACUAAUGUCUCGUACAUGUGGCUCAAUCGUAACAGAACUAUGCCUUCAAUUUUCUGAUUAUGACUUCAGGUUUAGUUUGUUUUGAUUGUAUUAUUUAUCGCCUAUUUGAAAUAUAUUUACUUUAACAUCAACUAAUCAAACAUGUAGCUGUCAAUACGGGUUAUAUUUUAUGUCCUUCCAUCACUGUUAAGAACCGUUAUACCAAAGAUUUACAUAAUUCAUAUUGCUUUGAUAUUUUUAUUUAUUGAAAUAGAUUCUGACUUUAAUGUUUCUUGAAAUAGUAAUUUUUUCACAUGCUGAUAUUUUAUUACUCCUGUGCAUGAUGAAACAAUUUCACUUAUACUUUGAUCAAUAUACAUCCAGAUCAUCUACAUUUUAAAUCAGAUUUCUUUUCUCAGUUGUUGUAUAUUGCCUUAAGUUUGUUGUCUUCCCCCCCGUUUUCAAUAUUAAUAUAAUUAUCGUUUUUUUGAUAACGCAUUAACAUUUUUCAAAAAAUUAAAUGUUUGAUUGAUCUUCUAUCAUUUUAUAUAUUUACAAUCAAGAUCAUAGAGAUAAAAACAACAAUAUCUCAUCAAUUUUUGUCAAAUCAUGCCUGAAUUCAUAAUAUUUUGACCGUUGUCACAUACUAUAGAAUAUUCAAUAUUUAAAUUUUGUGAAUAAAAAUUAAAACACUUGAUCAUCAUCAGACAACCAGGAAACAGAUGUGAUCGAGAUCACACCAUAAAAGUUUAAUAUUGAUUCUUAUAUGUUAAUAAUUACACAGCAGACCGUGGUUAUGUAAAAUAGAAAAUUAAGACUAUUUUAAAUUCACAAAAAAUCCCCGAAUUAUUUUGAGUGUUAAAACAUAAUUUUAUUUUAAGUGUUAAAACUUAAUUUUACUUUCAGUGUUAAAACAUAAUUUUAUUUUGAGUGUUAAAACAUAAUUUUAUUUUCAGUGUUAAAACAUAAUUUUAUUUUCAGUGUUAAAGCAUAAUUUUCCAAAACAAAUGAGCAUUAUUUGUAAAAAUUGACAUGAAAAGGAUAAAAUUGAAAAUGUUAUUACUUAAAACCUGACUUGUGAGUUGCAAGUCACCAUUAACAAGUAAUAUUAAACACCCUUUCCACCGAAAUUCAUUAUUUCAUAUGCCAAAUGGUAAGCGAAUCUUUUAUUUAAAACAACCUGACAAUAUAGUUAUAUAUUUAGUAAUCAUUCGUUUAAAUAUCUAAACUAUGAAACUGUUAAAUUUUCAAAACAAAAACCGACUGAUUGUGAGGUUUUGAAAAAGAUGUAUAUUUUACAAAACAUCAAGGCACAUACAAGUGACCAACAUUAAUAGAUCAAUCAACACAGUAGCAAAGGUUAUAAUUCUUGGUUAGUCAAGUCAAGUCAAUCUAUCGGUAUCAUUAUUUGCUGUUGCCGUGUAAACGCCUUCAUGUUUUGUCUUAUCAACUUCAAAUUUUAACUCUUAUUAAGACCAUGUAUCUGGUUGAUAUCAUUUAUGAUAAUUUAAAGAAAAGCACGCAUGUAUAGUGGUUAAUGUUAUCAUUCGUAUUGUAAUGUAUUUGAUAUGUAUAAUUUAUUUACAAAAGUUUUAGACUAUAAAUGAUUUAGACCGUGACAUGUUGUCUAGAUACCCGAUUAUUGUUGAAGACUGUUAGUUGUCCUAUAGAUGUUGCUUCAUUAUGUGUGUUGUUGUGUUUCUUUCUCAUUAUUCAUGAGAAGUUAACAAUAAAGCUUUAUUAACUAUUCUUCACCUUGCUCGUCCUUUUGUAACUAAAUUUGUAAUGCUAAAAACCGAGCAGGGUAUAAGUAGGAAUUGUUACCCUUGUAAAAAAUCUUAUAAGACCAUCGGACUAUAUUUGGUUUGUGCCACUUUAUAUUUUGUCUUAUCAAAAUGUUGAUGGUAAAUUGUCUUUUCAUUCUUGAUCAUGUGUUGCUGAUUUUACAAACAGUUCAGUAACUACCAACUUAUCUAACUAAAGCAAAUUAAAAGUUAAAUCUACAACCUGAGUCAAGAUUCGUGGAAAUAGCUAAUAAAUUGUAUUCUCAUAAAUCAAUUAUUCUUAUAGAUUUAUUAUUACGUUUUUGACAAUGGGACGACUUUUAUGAUAUAUUUAUGUAUAAUUUAUUUCUCCGAUUGUUUAAAUGAAAAAAGAAUGCGGUAGCAAUUGUCUUAUAAACAGCUGAUGUAUUGAUUAAACUUUCCGAAUGGUUGAUCUUGGAAAUGAACAUUUGAUGU